CAUGGAAUACUUUUAACCAAUUAAUUCACACAAAAAGGUUUGAAUUUCCUCUGUGCAUUAAUUAACGUUUGGUUUCUUUUUCAGGGGUUGCACAGUUGUAUUGUAAGCCUCACUUUAAGGUACAAUCAAUGUAUUUUUCCCUCCUUUUUCAGUUAGAAAGGUAAAUCAAUUUUCUUUCUGUUUGAUGUAUGUUCUGUUAAUUUCUCUCUCUCUCUCUCUCUCUCUCUCUCUCUCUCUCUCUUAAACUAUGAGCAGAAAAUGUCAAAGUUUUGGUCAGAAGACAGUGAAUUUACCUCUGUUCAGGGAGGUCUCCAUUUUCUCACUUGUAGUGUUACUAUUUUCUGUGGCAUUUGCGAUUUUCUGGACUGCUACUACAGCAAUCAUAUUCAUGGAUUGGCCAAGAUAUUCUUUAAGUACAAUUACUCUCUGCUGCUACAAGGACAAUAACACAGCCAUGGCAGCUUCAGUUUCAACCAUAGGAGCUGUCAAAGGAACUCUAAUCAAUGGCCGGUGUAUAUCUCGCUGAGAGGCUUAACACUGUUCUGAGGAUGAACUGGAAAAGCUUCUCUAGUCAAAACUAUUUUGAUCCAAAUGUAUUAUUCAUGUCAGUUCUUUGGUCGGGUCCCCUUCUCGUCAUUGCUAUGAUAAUUCUGGCAAGUUUGAAUGGUUUUGGAGCUGUGGCUUCAUCAGUUCCCAGUUCAUCAGCUUGCUUUGCAAGCAGCUUGAAGAAGGUUCGUCAAGAAUCUCCAGCAGCAGCAAGGUUUCCACCGGAAGCUUCAAGAUUGUGGCGAUCAAUGAGGACAAGCAGACAGAUAAGGACAGAUGGAAAGGGUUGGCCUAUGAUAUCUCAAAUGACCAGCAAGAUAUCACAAGAGGGAAGGGUAUUUUGUAGUUUUUAAUGUGUAUUUUGUAGUUUUUAAAGGAAGUAGAUAAUGUAAUAGUUGUUGGAGUUGUAAUACAUGUAUUACAAAUUCAUGGGUAGCUAUUCUCACUUUGAUUUUUUGUUAGAGCUUGUCAUGUGAUCAACCACUAUAUUUAGUGUACAAGUUUA
Arachis duranensis is the source of this 1051-nucleotide messenger RNA. RefSeq lists its product as uncharacterized. Lineage: Eukaryota; Viridiplantae; Streptophyta; Magnoliopsida; Fabales; Fabaceae. Bases 504 to 899 code for a protein of 131 amino acids. The transcript has 4 exons. The record is from RefSeq and is a predicted model, not a curated record.